Homo sapiens (human) is the source of this 2019-nucleotide messenger RNA. It is a transcript of the gene RTCB, whose product is annotated as RNA 2',3'-cyclic phosphate and 5'-OH ligase. Gene Ontology annotation, molecular function: ligase activity, forming phosphoric ester bonds; RNA ligase (GTP) activity. Lineage: Eukaryota; Metazoa; Chordata; Mammalia; Primates; Hominidae. Bases 92 to 1609 code for a protein of 505 amino acids. Gene Ontology annotation, biological process: RNA processing; tRNA splicing, via endonucleolytic cleavage and ligation. The record is from RefSeq and is marked validated. Gene Ontology annotation, cellular component: cytoplasm; endoplasmic reticulum membrane; nucleus. The transcript is spliced from 12 exons.
GUUCUUGGAAGGCGGUGCUCUGAGAAGCCGGACUACGCGGCAGCGGCUCUUCAAAGCGGAGCCGGGAGUUUUUGCUACAGUUUUCGCCACCAUGAGUCGCAGCUAUAAUGAUGAGCUGCAGUUCUUGGAGAAGAUCAAUAAAAACUGCUGGAGGAUCAAGAAGGGCUUCGUGCCCAACAUGCAGGUUGAAGGUGUUUUCUAUGUGAAUGAUGCUCUGGAGAAAUUGAUGUUUGAGGAAUUAAGGAAUGCCUGUCGAGGUGGUGGUGUUGGUGGCUUCCUGCCAGCCAUGAAACAGAUUGGCAAUGUGGCAGCCCUGCCUGGAAUUGUUCAUCGAUCUAUUGGGCUUCCUGAUGUCCAUUCAGGAUAUGGGUUUGCUAUUGGGAACAUGGCAGCCUUUGAUAUGAAUGACCCUGAAGCAGUAGUAUCCCCAGGUGGUGUCGGGUUUGACAUCAACUGUGGUGUCCGCUUGCUAAGAACCAAUUUAGAUGAAAGUGAUGUCCAGCCUGUGAAGGAGCAACUUGCCCAAGCUAUGUUUGACCACAUUCCUGUUGGGGUGGGGUCAAAAGGUGUCAUCCCAAUGAAUGCCAAAGACUUGGAGGAGGCCUUGGAGAUGGGGGUGGACUGGUCCUUAAGAGAAGGGUAUGCCUGGGCUGAAGACAAGGAGCACUGCGAGGAGUACGGAAGGAUGCUGCAGGCUGACCCCAAUAAAGUUUCUGCAAGGGCGAAGAAAAGAGGCCUUCCUCAGUUGGGGACCCUGGGAGCAGGCAACCAUUAUGCAGAAAUCCAGGUUGUGGAUGAGAUUUUCAAUGAGUAUGCUGCUAAAAAAAUGGGCAUCGACCAUAAGGGACAGGUGUGUGUGAUGAUCCACAGUGGAAGCAGAGGCUUGGGCCACCAAGUAGCCACAGAUGCGCUGGUAGCUAUGGAGAAGGCCAUGAAGAGAGACAAGAUUAUAGUCAAUGAUCGGCAGUUGGCUUGUGCUCGAAUCGCUUCCCCAGAGGGUCAAGACUAUCUGAAGGGAAUGGCAGCUGCUGGGAACUAUGCCUGGGUCAACCGCUCUUCCAUGACCUUCUUAACCCGUCAGGCUUUCGCCAAGGUCUUCAACACAACCCCUGAUGACUUGGACCUACAUGUGAUCUAUGAUGUUUCUCACAACAUUGCCAAAGUGGAGCAGCAUGUGGUGGACGGAAAGGAACGGACACUGUUAGUACACAGGAAGGGAUCCACCCGCGCUUUCCCUCCUCACCAUCCCCUCAUUGCUGUUGAUUACCAACUCACUGGACAGCCAGUGCUCAUUGGUGGCACCAUGGGAACCUGUAGUUAUGUUCUUACUGGCACUGAACAGGGCAUGACUGAGACCUUUGGAACAACCUGUCAUGGAGCGGGCCGUGCAUUGUCCCGAGCAAAAUCUCGACGUAAUUUAGAUUUCCAGGAUGUCUUAGACAAAUUGGCAGAUAUGGGAAUUGCGAUCCGUGUUGCCUCACCCAAACUGGUUAUGGAAGAGGCUCCUGAGUCCUAUAAGAAUGUGACAGAUGUGGUAAAUACCUGCCAUGAUGCUGGAAUCAGCAAGAAAGCCAUUAAACUGAGACCAAUUGCUGUGAUCAAAGGAUAGAACCUUGGACAGCAGGGCUGCCUGACACCACCAACCCUCUCUGAAGUGGAAGUGGACUGACAUGCUCUUCUGACAUCAGACUCAAGGCGGGACAAGUUGCAAAGUGUGCAGCUGUAACUGCUCACGCCAAAAUGGCUGAUGGGGAGGCUGCUGCUUUCAGGGGCCCGUGCUUGUAAAAUAACCUUCCAGGAAGAGGCACAUUGCCCACCUUUGGAAAGGGAGGAAUAUGCCUUCUCCUUGGUUGUUCCACAGAGUUUUAGGAAAAUCUGUUAGGGAUGGGUAGAUGUCAAACUGCCUUACGCAGUCAUACUGAUCUUUAGCCAUCAGAUUGAUCUUCUUCACACCAAGCUCUGUUUACAUUCCGAGAGGUGUCAUGAAGAAAGUUCUGUUCAAUAAGGUUUUGGAAUGUU